Molecule: messenger RNA, 1674 nt
Organism: Exophiala bonariae
Lineage: Eukaryota; Fungi; Ascomycota; Eurotiomycetes; Chaetothyriales; Herpotrichiellaceae
Exons: 2
Coding region: 1-1674 (557 amino acids)
Biological process (GO): transmembrane transport
Cellular component (GO): plasma membrane
Molecular function (GO): transmembrane transporter activity
Source: RefSeq, a predicted model, not a curated record
AUGGAGAAGUCGCCAACAACCCACGUCGAGUAUGACUCAUCCAACGCACACUCGAAUGGUGGAGAUGCCAUUACACGAGUGCCUACUCAAGGCAAGGACGCAGUGGUAGGAACUGUAAGGCUGUUGCUGGGCAAUGAGACAGUUCUCUUGCCAACACCCUCCCCGGAUCCAAAAGACCCUUUGAAUCUCCCAGCAUGGAGAAAAUGGUCGAUUCUCAUCCUAAUCAGUGUGUUUGGAUGCUCCUGUGUCAUCCUCGCCUCAGGACUAGGACCAAUCUUCUCAGUCAUCCGAGCCGAUUACCCAGGCCAGGAGCUCAAAGCCAAUGAUCUGAUGGUCUAUCCCACCUUGUUCAUGGGAAUUGGAAAUGUCCUUGCCAUGCCCAUUACAGCCGUCAUCGGUCGACGACCUAUAAUCCUGCUCAGCAUGGUCACCUUGGUCGUCUCAUCAAUCUGGUGUCAGCACUCAGGAAGUCUCGGCAGCCAUAUUGCGGGUCGAAAUGUAAUGGCACUGGCAGCGGGACAAAGCGAGGCACUCUUGCCAAUGAUGAUCCAGGAGAUAUUCUUCCUUCACGAGCGCGGACGCAAGCUCGCCUGGUUCGUCUUCCUGGAGAAUUUCCUGGUUGGCAUCUUCUUCUUCACUUCCAAUUAUAUGGUCAGUGCUUGGGGAUGGAGGGGCUGGUACGCAUUCUUUGCUGCCUUCAACGGCCUCAUCCUCCUCUUCUCCAUAUUCCUUCUGUUGGAGACCCUGUUCAUUCGCCCAGAUGACGCGAGUACUGGGCAAGUCCAUCUGACGCUGAAUGACGUGGGUAAGGUGGACGAGGAAGGCGCAAACGAGCUAGUCUUCCGUGUCACCACAAAGGACAAGGACUUCCUCGAACCCGAAAAAUAUGGUGUCCGCACGUGGCGUACCGAUCUCAGGCUGUGGAGGAAAAUUGACAACUGGGCUCAGGUCUCAUACUUUUAUCUCGAUUUUCUCAAAGGCAUCGUCCAUCCGAUUUUCUUCUGGCUCCUCCUACUGAACGGCGCUUACCUGGGACUUUAUAUCUACCAGGCUUCGACGUUCGCAACGAUACUGAUGUCUCCUCCAUUUUCCUUCAAGUUCAAUAGCCUGGGUUACGUCCAAGGAGCUCAGAUCCUCUGCUGCUUGGUCUUCUUGCCGUUGCUAGGUUAUGCAGGAGACCAUCUCAUUCGGUUCCUCAGCAAACGGAAUGGUGGCGUUUACAAACCAGAGUAUCGUCUGCCAUCAUUGGCGUUACCAGCAAUCGCUGGUGUUAUCGGUGCAUUCAUGUACGGUCAAACUGCCGCACAUCCUGAAAAAUACCACUGGUUAGGUGUAGCCCUCAACUACAACAUCAUCUUCUUUGCCUUCUUGGGCGCCAAUCAAGUCGCCCUCACGUACGCGGUGGACAGCUUCCCGCUCAAAGCCGGCCCUCUGCUUGUCGUCGUUUGCGCUGGCAGAGGUUUCAUCUCAUUCGGUAUCGGGUAUGCUGUUCUUCCAUCAAUUCAGGCCAUUGGAUAUGACGGGUCCAUGAACGUGGUUGGCACUAUCUGUGCGGUGCUUGCGGUAGCUGCCAUCCCCAUGUACUACUUUGGUCCGACUUUCCGCAAGCUGGGUCAGAAUUACUAUGGGUUCGGCGCCUCAAAGGAGCACGCUAAUGGCGGGUCUGGUCACUGA